Molecule: messenger RNA, 1163 nt
Organism: Engraulis encrasicolus (European anchovy)
Lineage: Eukaryota; Metazoa; Chordata; Actinopteri; Clupeiformes; Engraulidae
Product: sodium/potassium/calcium exchanger 1-like
Exons: 4
Coding region: 252-938 (228 amino acids)
Source: RefSeq, a predicted model, not a curated record
GGUUUGGUUUACAUUCAUAUACUUGAUAAUACAUAUCAAUAGUUAUAUUACAUAAAUAAAAUUUUAAAAAUAGCAAAUUUGAUAGCUUUGUAUUAAAUAAAAAUGAAUUAAGAUUAUUUUCUGAAAAGGCACUUAGGGGGUUUUGCAUCUGAACUCUUCAGUUGCAAGUCUGACUCAGGGAAUGGUAAAAUGAUGGUUUAAAUGUUGCAGUUCCUCUGUUCACAUAUUUGACGAAAUUGUAAUCAAGAUUCAUGUCCUUGCAGCUGGAGAAGCUCUAUGCAGUGGGGUUCAAGGUAUGUCUGCUGGUACAGAGGGGCCAAAAGCCAGCCACAAUUAUGACCCCCAGGUCUGUCAUUGGCGCAGCAGGGAGAAAAGGCAUGGAUUUGAUCACCUCAAUGUUUAGCUCCGUUUGCCAAGACUGGCAGAAGGACGAUGUGGUCACCCUCAACCUCGAAGAGGUACCGCAGCAGGCCCCAGAGCAGGUGCUCGGGGAAGAGGUGAUGGCCGAGGAAGAGCAGGUGGCAGAGGGAGAGGAGGUGAUGGCCGAGGAAGAGCAGGUGGCAGAGGGAGAGGAGGUGAUGGCCGAGGAAGAGCAGGUGGCAGAGGGAGAGGAGGUGAUGGCCGAGGAAGAGCAGGUGGCAGAGGGAGAGGAGGUGGUGACCGAGGAAGAGCAGGUGGCAGAGGGAGAGGAGGUGGUGACCGAGGAAGAGCAGGUGGCAGAGGAAGUGGAAGAGGCGGUGGUUGAAGUUGAAGAAGGGGAGCAGGAGAAGGAAGUGGUGCAGAUGCAGGAGAAAGCAGAGGAGAGACAAGGCAAAAGAAGAGUUGCCGGCCUGGUGAGAAAACAACGAGCGUGCCAGUACCACCAGGCCGAAACAUACCCCAUUGCUGGGGUUUUGAAAGAAAGAACAAGGAGGGUAAGACAUGCUUAUUGCAUAUGAAAAGUACAGUAGAAAUAAUAAACUGGUGUUAACGUUAGGGGAAAAUAUAAUUGGUACGGGGUUGCCUCUCACUUAUUAACAAGUAAAUCAUUCAAAAUUAUACCAUGUUUGAACAAUGUAUGGAUCUAUACAAGUGAAUGGUGCAUUUUACGGAAUAAAGACAAGUCAUGUAAUGGUAAUUGCAGUGUAUACACACUUUUACAAACUACAAAUUACAUAAUUGUA